CGAGACGUCUGCAAUAUGUCGGACUAUUUGGAAAUAUUUUUAGAUUAAGCUUAGCUUAGUACUCGUGUAUAUAAGUAAUUCAAAGGUUUAUUUUAGUGUAAUCGACAGUAUGAAAGAUAUUUGACAAUCAUUAAUCCGAGAUCGAUAAGAAGAAGAGCUGUGCGUGAUCGGAGAAGGUCUCGGCCGUAUGCUCGGCUCGCGUGGCGGCGGAGUGGGCGAUGCGCGUGAAGGCCGCCGCGACGGGCUGACGGCGCGCGAGCCCCCGCCGCGAGCGCGCGGCUGACGACAUGGAGCAGCUCGUGCAGUGUCCCGUGUGCACCCUCUUCCUCCACAAUGGCAUGUCCCUGGAGUCCCACCUCGACACCCACCCUAAAGACCAAGUUAUCAAGGCCCUGUGCAAUUUAUCUGCUAACAAUGUUGGGUUUGGAAGCCGGACUUCCACACCCGCUCACUCUGAGCGCUCCUACAGGAGCAGGUCAAGGACACCCGCGGAGGACAGCCCUCGCUGGAGCGGCCGCAGCAUCGACAAUGAAAGAUACUGGAGGCGGACCCCCAGCAGGAGCUCCAAGACCCCUGCAUCCAGUAUUGCUAGAAAUGCAACACCAUCAGAUAUUCAAAUGGGUGACAUCAACUUUGAAAAUAAUUCCAAUAACGCAACAUCUAGCCCCUACCCGGCUAUGUCAUUUAUGAAGCCUGACAAAUCUAGCCAGCCCUUCUUGCAGAAUGUGCCGGGGCCGGAAUUUGAUCCACAGUAUGUGUACUACCCGGACCAGCAGGAGGAUAAGGAAAUUAAGUAUUCACGUAGCGCCGAGUAUAGUGCCAUAGACAACACUAGUAAUGUGUUUACAUAUAAUAUGCCAUCUGUGGCCCCAACUGUCAAGCUACAGCCGGCCCUGAUGCCCACAGCUUCCCGUAGGAAUAAUGAUCUUGUGAAAAUACUUCCUAAACCUAAUAAUAUACUUGUUAAGGCUAAUGUGGGAGGAGUGCAAUAUAUUACUCCUGGAGUAAAGCCCAUGCACCUGGUGGUGCCCACUGCACCUUCUUUUGUGCAGAAAAGUGUUCAAAACAAUAUGAUUGUGUCAGGUAGUAUACCCGCCAGCCAGAUCAUGGAGCCCAAAUCUGUAGCGACACCGCUGGCCAGCAGCAGUAGUACAUUCAAUCAGUUGUCAACGGGCACAUUCACUCCGGGUACUACAGUGGUCACCCAGAAUUCUCAGAUCAUUUACAGGGAAAUGGUUCAUAACUUGGACGGGAAGCCGUUCAUUUCCAGCAUGCCCGCAGUGCUCAGUGGCCAUGACAAUGUGACUAAUGUGGCCGCCACUAGCUCUAUGUACCAAAAUGUCAUGGUGGUAGACCCGUUUGGUAACACGUCCUGUAUGUACACCACUCCUCAGCAGAUUCUGUCCAAGCAAUGCACCCCACCAGUCUAUAGUGAAGUGUCCAUGAGUAAUCUUGAGAAAACACUGUCUAAUCCUAGUAAUGAAUCUAACAAAACUUUGAUCAUUGAAGUGGGCCCCAUAGUGGCACCGCAGGUGGAAGUGUGCUCCACCAGCACUAACACAAGCACCUCGCAAGCUUCUCAGACGAUUGCAGAUGUCGCCACUACAUCUGGCCCAGAGAAGCAAGUAGAAAGAAAUGACAUACCCGGAUCCACAAAGGGACUGAAAAUUCUUAGCAACAUUAAGGUGGAAGUCCCAGUACAGCAUCACAAAAAUUUGCUCAAUACCAUUGUAGACCUCACAGGAUCACAGGAGCCUGAAUACACAGAGCGAGCUGCCUCUCCGGAGAGGAUUCUGCCCGAUUUCGAGGACAACCACCACAGCCUGUCCGGGGACUGCUUGCAGCCCACCACUAGUAACGAUAGCAUAGUUUCAAAUACAUUCUCUGUGAUAAAAAACGUCGGAAAUCCUCCCUCGUACAAAGACUCAGUUUCCAAGUCUUCUGUUGUAGAUAAUAAAAUUGAUAACGAAUUUUCCGAUAGCUGCCCCAUGCCCGACCUCAUUUGCAACGAAAAGCCGUCGAUAUCACCAUGCAGCGAGCUGUCAGAGAGUGGGGAUAACUCCACCGAUAGAAUAUCCAUCUCGCCGAAGCCCGAGCCGCCGCCCGUGUCCACCGAACCGCCCGUAGAGACCACAAAACCACCUCCGAAGCCCUCCUUCAGGAGCGCUCCUCUAAGACUGAACAAUAUCUUUGUCAAGAAGCAUAAGAAGAUUUUAGAAAUUAAGAAUUCCAAAAGUUUUACUGUGACGCCAUGCAGCAGUAAAGACCUCCAGAUGGGGCCGUCGUCGCCGGCGCGGCCGCCCGAGAACUUCACCAUGAAUAAGAUUCACAGCCUCGAGAUCAGCAAAGAAGAGAGGACGGAGACCCUGCAGACCAUCACGGUGGAGGUGUGCGCGGAGAACGACAACUCUUGCUCGCAGUCGUUCGACGCGGACACCUCGGAGCAGUCCAUGGAGCUGGAGCCGGUGGCGUGCUCGAGCCUGCGCGACGCCGGCCAGUUGGCCGCCGUGCGCGUCAAGGAGGAGGUCAACUCCAGCAACGAGGGCUUCGGCGAGGAGCGCGCGCUCGCGCUCGCACCCGCGCCCGCGCCCGCGCCGCUCGAGGCCAUGCGCCCCAUCAACGUGAUCGCGUACGGCGCCCUGGCCGACUUCGACGACGACUCCAACCACAAGGAGUUGCUCGAGCUGGAGGCCUCCUCCAAGAACAAGCAGUUCGUGAGCAUGAUGAGCGACAACUACUUCGGGGACAACAUGUACGCGGAGUACUUCACUCCGGAGCGCGAGCGGCAGGCGUUCGAGGCGCGCGAGAAGGACGCGUACCUGUGGGGCGCGGCGCAGCGCGACGGCGAGUUCGUGCUGCCCACCUUCGUGCACGACGGCUACAAGGUGGCGGACGGCGGCGCCGAGUACGCCGAGCUGCGCGAGCGCGGCGCGCCCCAGCCGCACGCGCACGCGCACGCCGACGCCGACGAGCCCUGGACCCCGAUGUACCGCGAGGUGGCGAUGGCGGGCGAGGGCUACGACCUGCUGGCGCGCGAGAGCUGGCUGUCCGACGCGGACGACGACUCCGCCGAGAAGCAGGACUGCCUGGAGACGGCGCCCCGCGCGGUGACGUGCGCGCUGUGCCGCGUGUCGUUCGCGUCGCGCGCCGAGCUGCGCGCGCACCGCCUGCUGGCGCACGCGCACGCGCACACACGCGCACGCCGCCAGCGCGCCCGGCAGCUCGCGCGCCGCCUACCGCCGCUCGCCCAACAUCAAGCAGGAGGACAAGCCCGCAGUCGCACCACGGCUGGAACUACUCAACUGUGCGUGCUCAAACUAAACUGGAAUGAACCUGAAGGCCUGCGGUAUUUCCGGGCCGUUCCAUCCUUCAAACCUUCAAGAAGAGAGCGUACCCAUGUUACGGCUACCUCCGACCCUUCUGAAACGGACACGCUCCUGCUGCCGGACUCCAAAGAAGCGCUGUCGUCGAGCAUCCUGUUCCCCGGCGGGCUGGAGAGCAAGCCCGUGCUGGUGAAGCAGGAGCCGCGCCGGCGCCGCCGCGACCACACGUGCCCCACCUGCAAGGUGGACCAGGGGUCGGAGGCGGCGUUCACGGCGCACCUGAAGAUGCACCCGCUGGAGUGCCUCACGUGCGGCAAGUGCUUCUUCCGCCGCGCCAACCUGGCGCUGCACCUCAAGACGCACCAGGGCAUCAAGAACUUCAAAUGCGAGGUGUGCGAGAAGCGGUUCCUGACGCGGCAGAAGCUGCAGGAGCACCACAACACGCACACCGGUCGCGCGCCCUACAAGUGCACCGUCUGCGACGAGACCUUCCGCCGCUACUCCAACAUGGUGCAGCACAGAGACCGGCACCACCUGCACAAGAAGCGGCUGGUGCGCGACUUCGUGUGCGCGUGCGGCGCCGUGUUCCACUCGCGCGCCAAGCUGCGCUGGCACGCCGAGACGCACGCGCCGCGCCCGCACGCCUGCCCCACGUGCGGCGACAAGUUCCUGCACCAGGCCUCGCUCACGCGCCACGUGCGCCGCGCGCACGACCCCGCCUACACCGACGCGCAGCGUCCGCGCCAGCACAACGUGCCCUGCCCCGUUUGCAAGCAGGUGUACCUGCGCUCCAACCUGCGCGCGCACCUGCUCACGCACUCGGGCAAGCGCCCCUACGUGUGCGUCGUCUGCUCCAAGGCCUUCACCACCAAGUGGAACCUGAAGCUGCACCGCUGGACGCACGCCUCGCGCUCCGCCAAGCCGUACAAGUGCUCGCUGUGCAAGGGCGCCUUCGUGCGCCACUCGGAGUACGUCUCGCACAUGAACGCGCACAAGGCGGUGCGCCCCUACACGUGCAACUACUGCGGCUGCCAGUUCAUCCGCAAGUACAACUGCCAGCGCCACGUGCGCGAGCACGAGACCGCCAAGAAGUACGUGUGCAAGGUGGCCGAGUGCGGCAAGUCCUUCCACCGCUCCUACUACCUCUCCGAGCACAUGAAGGUGCACAGCGGCGCGCGGCCCUUCGCGUGCGGCGUCUGCGGCAAGCUCUCCGGCAACAAGUCCAACCACAACAAGCACGUGCGCAUCCACCACGCGCGCGAGCCCGUCGCCAGCGAGGCCUAGACUAGACCGCGCGCACGACGACCCGCUGCUGUACUGUAAGUUGCGCUAACGGUGGAUACACUCGUGCUCGGGAGGACUGUUUUGAAAUGGAUUUAUUUUCAGCGUUGAUUUUUAAAGAAAUCAUAUCGAUCCGUGACAUUUUUCCGUUGGUUGAUCGGCGAAAUCAUGAUAUGUUUCUUUAAAUUGCAGUCGAGGCAACUUAGUGUCGGAGCAAAAGUCGGUUAUAAACUAACACGCUACUUACUGUUCAUAUUAACUCGAGUCACUAGAAAUGGUCAGCGCUGUAGGUGUAGGGGCAGCACCGGCCGAAAAUUCAACUUCACCCCUUGUUUUCUGACUUAAUAACCCCUACCUGUUAACUACAGC
Molecule: messenger RNA, 4973 nt
Organism: Leguminivora glycinivorella
Lineage: Eukaryota; Metazoa; Arthropoda; Insecta; Lepidoptera; Tortricidae
Exons: 9
Coding region: 288-4607 (1439 amino acids)
Source: RefSeq, a predicted model, not a curated record